GCCGCCAUCUUGGACCGGGCGUUCGUCACGUCUUGACCGGAGGAGGAGAGGAGAAGGUAAGAAACCGAAGAAAGAGAAGAGAUAUUGCAGGAGGAGAGAUACUGGAGAAGGAGAGAACCGGGGAGGGAGAGAACCGGAGGAGGAGGAGGAGAGAUGCCGGAGUCGUGCGCUGCGUGGGGCUGUAAAAACCGCCGCACGGUGCGGACCAAGAAUCAGGGGAUCACCUUCCAUAAGUUUCCCCAGCAGAAGGCUCUGCGGAGGCAGUGGGAGGCUGCGCUGAGGAGGAGAGGCUUCUCCGCAUCCAGCUCCUCCGUGCUCUGCAGCGCCCACUUCCGUCCGGAGGACCUCGACACCACGGGCCAGAUCGUCCGGGUCAGAGCCGGGGUCAGACCGUCCGUCUUCUGCUUCAGCAAGAGCCUGCAACCCCCGGGGGUCCGCCACGGUUCUACAGCAGCCUCUGACAGAACCAGAACCAGCAGGUCGGCCUCACACAGAGCUGCAGUGACGCCGUGUCUCUCCUCCUGCAGGCGGACAGUUCCCCCUGCUGUUCCCUGUCCUCCCUCUGCUGUUCCCUCUCCUCCCUCUGCUGUUCCCUCUGUUCCCUCUCCUCCCCCUGCUGUUCCCUCUCCUCCCCCUGCUCCUCCUUCUCCUCCAGUGUCUACAGAGGCGGAGCCGCAGUCAAACGUGCAGGACCACUCGUACGCGCUGCCCGAGUCCUUCAGCGACCUGAAGACCAGACUGAGCGAGGCCUUGUCCCGGGUGGACAGUCUGGAGCGAGAGAUGAGGAACGCCAAGGACCGCGAACGGAGGGCCAAGAGCAUGCUGCACUUCCUGCUGGCGUACCUGAGGAGGAAGAACCUUCUGAACGAGGAGCUGAAGGAGAGAUUCAGCUUCUACUCGGGGAAAAUCAUCUAAUCCGCUUUCUACGUGGACUCGGGGGGUUUUGGGUUGGAGGGUGGGGUUAUCUCUGGCUGACUGGGACUGAGGGAUUAGCCAGGCUGGACUUCCUGUUUCCUGUCCUCGUCUCUGGCAGCUGCGUUGGAUAUUCAACAUAAGACCAAAAAAACAAAAAAGUCCCGCUGUCGUAGCUGUUAGUAUUUUUCAUUUUAAUAAAGUCGACUGAAAACCCGAA
This is a messenger RNA of Salarias fasciatus (jewelled blenny), 1132 nucleotides long. Its product is annotated as THAP domain-containing protein 3-like. The transcript is spliced from 4 exons. The record is from RefSeq and is a predicted model, not a curated record. Lineage: Eukaryota; Metazoa; Chordata; Actinopteri; Blenniiformes; Blenniidae. The coding region runs from base 154 to 915 and encodes 253 amino acids.